UCGUUCACGUGUGUUUUUUUUUCCCAGCAUGGUGACCUUCUUUCUGUAGCCGGAGAAUUGAAGACUAGUGAAUUAUAAGUUGUUACGCUCUAAAUGGAGUAAGUGAGCUUUCAGCACGGUUUACUGUUUUAUUCACGUUGAGUCGUUUAUUUAUUUUUCGUUAUUUGUUUAUUUAGCUGGUAUGGAUGUUGUUGUUAUCAUUGCAGUUAAUAAUCGCCUUUACUUUUAGUAUAUGUAUUAUGUUAUAACCUGAAGUCAUGGCUGUGCAAAUGCCCCUUGGUGGAUUUCUGUUUGUGCACAGACUGGUGAGAACCUGCACAUCCAGUCAAAGACAUGUCAGGCAGAGGGACAUACUUGUACAACUCAUUAAAAGCAGAAGUGUGUUUAGAACUUUUUCAAGUGGUUCUGUGAAAUGUAACGAAAAUGACAGAGAGGACUCUGACCCCUCACAUCUGAGCACCAAGCUGACAUCCAAACAAGCACUGCUGGCCAGGAGGAGGAGACCCUUGUCCCCUCUGGAAAGGAUUAGUAGUCUGCUGCCUCAGGAUGCCUUGAGCCCAGAGGUGAUGCAGCUGAGAGAGCAGAACCAGCAGGAAGCUGAGGAAGGCACCAACACCCAGGUAUCAGAGGAAAAUGGACAUCCUGAGACACUCACAGGAGAUGAGACAACACCUAAAAAGGCUGAAUCAGAUGACCAUCAUGCAUCUGAUACAGUUAUGGAACCAAGCACUUCAGAGAGGUGGAUACCGGCCACUCUCCCAGGGGAGAGCUUGCUCUCAUUCGGGGAGAUGAUCAUCGCUGAAUAUUAUAAGAAAGGGCGAGUGGAGUUCAAAAAGAUGUUUCAGCUUCAAAAAGGGACUCGUCUGCAGAGCAGCUGGGGUUUUAUCUGGCACGACAACAUAGUCAGCAAGCCUUCAGGUCAGGUCCUGAAGACAAGCUUGGGGGUUCCCAUCCUCAUACGGCGUGCCAGUCUAGAGGACUAUGUGCUGCAUAUGAAGAGGGCGCCUGCCAUUGCCUACCCAAAGGACGCAGGGAUCAUGCUGAUGAUGAUGGAUGUCACUGAGGGAGACUGCGUGCUAGAGUCAGGCUCAGGGUCAGGGGGCAUGUCUUUGUUCCUGUCCAGAGCAGUUGGGUCUAAGGGCAGAGUGUUGAGUGUGGAGGUCAGGGAGGACCACCUCAAGAGAGCCAUGUUGAACUACCAGCGCUGGAGGACUUCAUGGAGUCUGCGGCGAGGGGAAGAAUGGCCCGACAAUGUCCAGUUUCACAAGGCUGACCUCAGCACGGCUUCCUCGCUCCUCGCUGGGCAGGGAUUCAAUGCAAUUGCUCUUGACCUGGUAAAUCCUCACCUGGUUUUACACACUGUGAUUCCACAUCUGCACCCUGGAGGUGUAUGUGCUGUCUACCUGGCUAAUAUAACACAGGUAGUUGACUUGCUGGAUGGCAUCCGAUGUUUGGCGCUCCCUUUACUGUGUGAAUGCAUCCUCGAGGCUCCAAUCCGACACUGGCUGGUUGCCCCAGCCCUGCAGAAAGAUGGGCAGUACUGCACCAGGAAACCUACGGUCCUGGUUGAAGAUCACAGUGAGGAAGAGGAGGAGACAGAGGAACAGACGGACAAAGAAGAGCUGACCACAGAUGAACAACCAGCCUUCGGGAUUAUUCCUUACAUUGCCAGACCUCACCCUGUACAAUUAAGCCACACAGCAUUCCUGGUGAAACUGAGGAAGCGUGUUCAGUAGCUGCUCUGCCUUUAAAGAACCCUGGACGAAAGUGAAUGUUUUAUUUAAUAUGUCUGUGCUGUAAAUAAUCUGGAAAAUAAAACUGGCAUCACAAUAUCAA
Lates calcarifer (barramundi perch) is the source of this 1836-nucleotide messenger RNA. RefSeq names its product tRNA methyltransferase 61B (gene trmt61b). Bases 258 to 1736 code for a protein of 492 amino acids. The transcript is spliced from 7 exons. Lineage: Eukaryota; Metazoa; Chordata; Actinopteri; Centropomidae. The record is from RefSeq and is a predicted model, not a curated record. Gene Ontology annotation, biological process: tRNA methylation. Gene Ontology annotation, cellular component: tRNA (m1A) methyltransferase complex.